Lacerta agilis (Sand lizard) is the source of this 606-nucleotide messenger RNA. RefSeq names its product RISC-loading complex subunit tarbp2-like. The record is from RefSeq and is a predicted model, not a curated record. The coding region runs from base 1 to 570 and encodes 189 amino acids. Lineage: Eukaryota; Metazoa; Chordata; Lepidosauria; Squamata; Lacertidae. The transcript is spliced from 5 exons.
AUGACCAAGGAUCAUGGGAGUUGCAAGAUCUGGGGGGCCGCAGGCUCCCUCAUCUUAGGAAGUUCCACAAUGGACAUGAAGUCGCCAGUAUCACCACACCAGUUGGAGUCCAACCCGGUUGGUGCCCUGCAGGAGCUGAUGGUGCAGAAGGGUUGGCGGCUCCCUGCAUAUACUGUCACUCAGGAGUCAGGGCCAGCGCACAGCAAGGAAUUCACCAUGGCCUGCCGGGUUGAAAGGUUCAUUGAAAUAGGAAGCGGCACCUCCAAAAAACUGGCCAAGCGCAACGCUGCAGCCAAGAUGCUGGUGCGGAUUCGUAACGUGCCUCUGGACCUGCGAGAGGGCAGUGAGGCCAAAACAGAGGAAGACCAGCUCUCUAUCUUGAGUCUGAGCGGAACCAAGGGUCGGGUGUCGGGCUGCACCUGGGACUCUCUGCGCAACUCAGUGGGGGAGAAGAUUCUGCACCUCAAAAGCCAUCCCCUGGGAGUGCCGAAUCCUGGGUUCUGUAGCCUCUUGCAAGAGCUGUCUGAAGAACAGAGCUUUGAUAUUAGAUACCUUGACAUUGGUAAAUAAUGAGGCACAGGGGAGGGGGAGGAAUUGCUUUCCUUG